AUGGCCCUCCCAUCCAAGUCGGUGGCGUUCAGCCCCCUGGUGUGCGACAGGUCUACUCGGAAGGGAGAGCCGGCCUUCGGGGAAGUGAACCAGCUCGGUGGGGUCUUCGUCAACGGGCGCCCCUUGCCCAACGCCAUCCGGCUCCGGAUUGUGGAACUAGCCCAGCUGGGCAUCCGGCCGUGCGACAUCAGCCGGCAGCUGCGCGUCUCCCAUGGCUGCGUCAGCAAGAUCCUGGCCCGCUACAACGAAACGGGCUCCAUCUUGCCAGGGGCCAUCGGGGGCAGCAAGCCACGGGUCACCACUCCGACGGUGGUGAAGCACAUCCGGACCUACAAACAGAGGGAUCCCGGCAUCUUUGCCUGGGAGAUCCGCGACCGGCUGCUGGCCGAUGGCGUGUGCGACAAGUACAACGUGCCCUCCGUCAGCUCCAUCAGCCGGAUCCUGCGCAACAAGAUCGGCAACCUCUCACAGCAGAGCCACUACGAGACCUACAAGCAGCAUCACCAGGCGGCCCCCCAGCCUGCCCUGCCCUACAACCACAUCUACUCCUACCCCAGCCCCAUCGCGGCAGGCGCCAAGGGCCCUAGCCCUGCCGGCAUGCCAACUCUCCACAGCGCAGUCCAUAUGCCACGGACCUGGCCCUCCUCGCACUCCGUUACCGACAUCUUAGGGAUCCGGUCCAUAACAGACCAAGUGAGCGACAGCUCGCCCUACCACAGCCCCAAGGUGGAAGAGUGGAGCAGCCUCAGCAGAAGCGGCUUCGCGACCACGGCUCAGCACGUUGCGGUGAACGGGCUGGACAAGGGCUCCCUGGAACCAGAGGCCAAGUACAGCCAGGCACCAAGUGGUCUUCCAAAUGUUGGAAGCUUCGUCUCCGCACCAACCAUGGCGCCUUACCCUACAGCAGCCCAGGUGUCCCCAUACAUGGCGUACAGCGCUGCUCCUUCUGGUUACGUAGCUAGUCAUGGCUGGCAGCAUGCGGGGGGCACGCCGCUUUCACCCCACAACUGUGAUAUCCCUGCAUCACUGGCUUUCAAGGGCAUGCAGACAGCCAGAGAAGGUAGUCACUCCAUUGCAGCCUCUGCACUCUGAUAUCAGAAAUAUGGCAGGACAAUUUCAAUCUAGCCCACUCGCUUCUCCUCUCUCUUUCCACAGCGUUCCUUCUCACAGAUUGACCUUAUGGGCUCGUGACGUUCCAAACUUUUUCCGCCAUAAGAUUUUGCUUACACCCUCACCCAC
Molecule: messenger RNA, 1239 nt
Organism: Elgaria multicarinata webbii
Lineage: Eukaryota; Metazoa; Chordata; Lepidosauria; Squamata; Anguidae
Gene: PAX9
Product: paired box 9
Exons: 4
Coding region: 1-1092 (363 amino acids)
Biological process (GO): anatomical structure development; regulation of transcription by RNA polymerase II
Molecular function (GO): RNA polymerase II cis-regulatory region sequence-specific DNA binding; DNA-binding transcription factor activity, RNA polymerase II-specific
Source: RefSeq, a predicted model, not a curated record